This is a messenger RNA of Acanthoscelides obtectus, 2937 nucleotides long. NCBI's taxonomy places the organism in Eukaryota, Metazoa, Arthropoda, Insecta, Coleoptera, Chrysomelidae. The record is from the annotation of a GenBank genome assembly.
GUCAAUUACAGGUUAUUGUCAACAGUUUUCACCUUGGUUUAUUGAAAAUUUAUUCCUUCAUCUCAUAUCAUUUAUAUAAGAACAGAUUGUUGACUACCGCUUGAAUUCUCACAAUGACUGAGCAAUACUCUCGUGCAUCGUUACUCAAGCAUAAAACUGCUUCAGCAGCAAAGCUAUCAAAGAAAGCAUCGCACACGAAAAAAUCCAAGCAAUUCUUAAGAGGUGAAUCGGAAGAAAUAAUCCAGAGAACUCUCUCGGAAAGCAUUCAGGAAGAAGAAGCUCACAUGCACAAAGAAAGACCAAAAAUAAACUACAAGGAGGAACUAAUGUUCCUAUUUUUUGAUAACAUGCUAGAGACCAUCAUUCAAGAAAGAGGCACCGCUAGACCUUCUAUUGAAGAAAGUGAAAGCGACUUGUUUCCAUUUGAACAGAAUUCUUGUGUGAUACUUGUUGAAGAUGUACCAGAUUACGUCCCAGAUAUACAAGAAUUCCGUGAAUCUAUUAGACCAGAAAUAUCAGAGAGAUCAGUGAUUGAAAGUGAAGAAAUAAUUAGUAGCUUGAGCUGGAUAGUAGCACACGAGCCAAGUAGUGGAAAGAUCAUUUUUAAUAAUGGCAACACGUAUGAGGGAGAUACUUUCAGAGGUAUCAUGAAUGGUGUAGGAAUAUUUCGUUGGACGGAUGGUACAGUCUAUAAGGGUCAAUUCAAGAAUGGUUACCCUUCUGGAAAGGGAAAAAUGAUCAUGCCGGACUUGAACAGGUACGAUGGCGAGGUCUGCCAAGGCUACUAUCAUGGUUUCGGAGUUUUGAAUUUAUCAAAUUCCUUGACGUUUUAUAAAGGAUCCUGGAAGAGCGGUAAACGGCACGGAAAAGGAUGGAUAGAAUAUGAAAUGAACGCCAACUACGUAGGCGAUUGGCUUAAGGAUAACAUGCAUGGGGUAGGAUACAGAAAAUACAAAAAUGGAGCUCGCUAUAAGGGCCAAUGGCAAGAAAAUGCUAAACACGGGAAGGGUAGCAUGAUCUUUGAAAAUAAUGAUUAUUACACAGGAGAGUGGCAAUAUGACAAGCCACAUGGAUACGGAGAAUACACUUGGAACAUGUUUCUAAAUAAAACACUGACUUUUCCAAUCUACAACAUAUACAGAGGCAGUUGGUUCAUGGGAACAAGACAUGGUGUAGGUUUGCUAUAUUUCGGCACUGAGUGUGGUUCAAAACUGGCAGGAACAUGGAAAAACAAUAGAAAGCACGGUCCCGGAGUAAUAGCUUGCGGUAAUGGAAGAAUCAUGGAAUAUUGUCCUCUCUUUACGAAAGACAAACCGGCGCAUAAAGACAGGGAACAAAUUAGGAAGUUACAGGAGGAAUUAUCGAAGAAAAUUAACUUGCCGAAGACAUACGAUAAUUCUUUUGCGGAAAUUGUGGCAGCCAUUCAUUCUAAGAUUGCCAUGACCAGUUUUCCAAAGGAAAUUCUGCAAAAUAUUGUUAUGGCAAUGGUAGCGCCGUUAAAACGGCGAUUCUCAUCGCCAAGAUUCAUAAAAUUGACAGACAGUCAAACUGAAGGAAAGAAGAUUUACUGUCCCCUGAACAUAUCGAUACACUGUAUAUCUGAAAACGUUGAAAUGGCAUACUUUAUCAACGAAAUAUUCCGCCAUUUGCACAGUUUUCGGGACAGUUUCAGCUGGAGCCAGUGCAACAUCGCUGACAGCGAUAUCAGCGUGGGAUGUAUCAGAGUGCAGCACAGAAGAGGUACGGACGAUUAUCCAGUAGAGAAAUUCAGGGAGACCAAAAUGUUGCAAAACAUGAUAACCGUGUAUUUGCCUCAGUUACGGGCAUUGUAUGAAAAAUACGCAUCGAUAACCGUCAACGAGGGGCAGACUUUGAACUUCAAACCAGUCAUGGUGCGGCUAUUCUUAUGGCAGUUGUUACGAGACGUCAACAUUCAAAAAUUCGUAUCUCUUGUUGAUUACGACAACUUCAUGUAUGCAAAUCCUUGCAGUUGCUACGAAUACGGUCCCCACUACCCAUUCGAGCAUAUUUUCUUCUGGCAGUUCCUCCAAUGUCUUGUAGUGGCCGCCUGGCAGUAUUACCUAAACAGAUGCCAUCCUGCUGGCAUAAGCAUGGGUGACAUGUUGCCUCCAGGGUCAGCUGUCGACGAGCUAGGGACAGGCUUUGUGUCACAAAUAUUCAAAAGGUUCCUGGAAUAUGUUAUAUCUCCCAAUAGUGACAGUAUCAAAGGUGUUGCUUUAACGAGAUAUAAGGAUGUAUUGCCGCUAGAUGGUGCUUACAACCUUUAUUUAUCAUUGGGCGAACCUCACACCGUCAACAUGUUCCUCAAUUCGUCAUGUCCAAAUGAAGGCGUUCAAAUACCAUGCUAUAUAGGCAUCCAACCAGAAUGUGAUCCGAUCAAGGAUGGAUUUAAUGCUACACUAUUGGGGGAGAAACCAAGCUAUGUUGGCGUAAGGUGUACACCUUUGGAGAAGAUUAUUGAAAAAGAAGAUACCAAUGAUUUGUGGUUCAAUCUAGACAGGUGCCAGAGUCCGAAGAGAACCAAGGAGACUGACGAAUUCUACAGAAGUUUGUAUACCUUUAGAGAUCUAGGACGGACAACAAUAGUGAAAUGCGUCCAUAAAGUAUGUCCUAUGGUUGAGAAGCCAAAAACUUUCAAAUACAAACUGACAUUCCUGGAAUUUUACGAAAUAUUGUUUGAAUGCAGUCAUUGUAAGGUCGAACAGAUCAGAGAAAAUAAUAUGGAAUAUUUGAAAAUGAAGCUCAUUGAAGAUAUAUUGUCUAAACGACCGUCUGAAUGUACCUCUACAAAGAGCUCCAAGGGAUUGAAAAGCAGCAAGAGGUCUAAGGCAACCUCAAGGAAAUCGUUCCAGAUAUGAAAUAUUUUACCACAAUGUUUUUAAUAUUUUUACAUAAUAUAAAUAUUUUGCCUUUAUA